Molecule: messenger RNA, 2051 nt
Organism: Jaculus jaculus (lesser Egyptian jerboa)
Lineage: Eukaryota; Metazoa; Chordata; Mammalia; Rodentia; Dipodidae
Gene: Stx12
Product: syntaxin 12
Exons: 9
Coding region: 122-946 (274 amino acids)
Biological process (GO): vesicle fusion; vesicle-mediated transport; intracellular protein transport
Cellular component (GO): endomembrane system; synaptic vesicle; SNARE complex
Molecular function (GO): SNARE binding; SNAP receptor activity
Source: RefSeq, a predicted model, not a curated record
CCCCUCCCCACUUCCCCGCCCUGUCUCUUCCCCGGUUUUCCUCUCAGCUGCGGGUCCCGGCUAGUGGUUGCUUCCGGGAGGAGCGCGGUGUAGCGCGCAAAGGCGGUCUCAGCUCCCUGUCAUGUCCUACGGUCCCUUAGACAUGUAUCGGAACCCAGGGCCCUCGGGGCCGCAGCUCCGGGACUUCAACAGCAUCAUCCAGACAUGCAGCGGUAACAUCCAGCGGAUCAGCCAAGCCACUACUCAGAUAAAGAAUUUGAUGAGCCAACUAGGAACUAAGCAGGACUCGAGCAAGCUACAGGAGAAUCUGCAACAGGUACAGCACUCUACAAAUCAGCUUGCCAAGGAAACAAAUGAAUUGCUGAAGGAAUUAGGAUCCUUGCCCCUUCCCUUGUCUACUUCAGAGCAGCGCCAGCAGAAGCUUCAGAAGGAGCGGCUCAUGAAUGACUUCUCUGCAGCCUUGAACAACUUCCAGGCUGUCCAGAGACGGGUAUCUGAGAAGGAAAAGGAAAGUAUUGCGAGAGCAAGAGCCGGAUCUCGUCUUUCUGCAGAAGACAGGCAAAGAGAGGAGCAGCUCGUCUCAUUUGACAGCCAUGAGGAAUGGAAUCAGAUGCAGAGCCAGGAGGAUGAGGUACCCAUCACUGAGCAAGAUCUGGAACUUAUUAAAGAAAGGGAAACAGCGAUACGGCAGCUGGAGGCUGAUAUUUUAGAUGUCAAUCAGAUAUUUAAAGAUUUGGCUAUGAUGAUCCAUGACCAAGGGGAUAUGAUUGAUAGCAUAGAAGCCAAUGUGGAAAGCUCAGAAGUGCACGUUGAAAGAGCCACUGAUCAGCUACAGAGAGCCGCUUACUAUCAGAAAAAGUCUCGCAAGAAGAUGUGUAUCCUGGUUCUUGUCCUGUCAGCAAUUAUUACAGUCUUGGGAGUUAUUAUCUGGCUCGUUUCUAAAUGAAGUGUGAUUGCCUCAGAGCCUUCUCCUGCUGAGUUGUUUUCAAGGGCAAGUAUCUGAUGGAGUCUUGCCAGAACAAACUGAUCACAAGAAGAGAGCAUAUACCAGAAUGUCCUGUAAUCAUUUAGUUAGAAACUAACUACUAACUAGUCCUUGGAAUUAGUGACGUUUAUGGAGACAGUAUUUAUCAAUUUAUAUACACAUUCUAUUGAUUUCUCAAAUCAGAAAUUAACUUAUAUAUGGAUUUUGUUGCUUUCUCUUGUAUUCUGAUUGCCGUUUAUCUGGGUGUCUAUUGAAAAUUCCAUUGUGGAUAUUCUUUGACAGGUAACACUACAAUCUCAUACUUUUUGUCUCUAUACCAAAUUUUCCUGGCACCUAGCAUAUUGGAGUCUGUGAGAAACUGUACAGUAUGCCAGUAAUUUUUAUUGUUGAACAUUUUAAUUUGAAUUUCCAAGAAGCCUUUUCUCUGUUUUGCAAGUUUCUGACCCCAUAUUUAACUACAAAGUAAAAACUGCACAUGUUAUUCUGGUUCACUGAGAAGUAUCUACUUGAUCUGUCCAUUGCUGGGGUAUAUGUGAUAAUCUGGGUUGAAAUUAAGUUUACUUACUACCUGUUAGUGUCAUUCAUAGCAUUUCAUCCUCUCAUACACUAACUCAUCUUGCUCCUUUUUUAAAGAGGUUAAUUUAAUUACCAUUAUUUUUCUCACUAAGGUCCCUCUCCCACCUGUCUACAUAGAAGGGGAGAAUUAGACAUAGCAUGCUUUGGGAAAGCAAGUAGGAAUUGUUUGGACUGAUUGAAUCUCUGUUGUUGUUCACUUGUGGCUCUACAUUCCUGGUAAAGGAUGAAUGUUGCUGUCAGAGGCUGCUCCCUGCCCUGUACGAGUCACUGAGCUGUGAUGGCAGGAAGAUUUUUUUUAAAGUUAAACUGAUGUUGGGUUUAAAACUUACAUCUGUGAACCUAGUGAUCAAGCAAACAAAAGGUUCAUUUUUGUAAAUAAUACUGGUUUAGUGAUGUUAGACUUCUAAUUUAUGAACAAGAGACGAAUCUCUCCGUGCAUAGUUUUAGAGAAAAGCAGUUUCAAUAAAACAUUGCUGUCUUGUAAUAGAAA